Nyctereutes procyonoides (raccoon dog) is the source of this 5779-nucleotide messenger RNA. It is a transcript of the gene MYOM1, whose product is annotated as myomesin 1. Bases 176 to 5242 code for a protein of 1688 amino acids. Gene Ontology annotation, molecular function: protein binding. Lineage: Eukaryota; Metazoa; Chordata; Mammalia; Carnivora; Canidae. The transcript is spliced from 38 exons. The record is from RefSeq and is a predicted model, not a curated record.
CAUUAUUUUUGAACUGGUCCCCAGGGUCCUGUCUUAGCCCUGCCUCUUCACUGUUUUGGGGAUUUAACCUACGUGAGUUUUUCGUUCUUUCAUCCAGCUCCACGGCCACAUCGAAGCAUUCCCACCACCAUCACUCCUUUGAAAACUGGUUACCUGGUUCCCUCCAGGGCACAAGAUGUCUCUGCCCUUUUAUCAGAAGCUCCACCAGCACUAUGACAGCAGCUACCGCAACAGGGACCUUCGCACCACCAUGAGCCAAUACCAGCAGGAGAAGAAAAGUUCUGCCAUCUACACCCAUGGCUCCACGGCCUACAGCAGCCGCUCCUCAGCGGCGCACCGCCAGGAAUCCGAGGCCUUCAGCCUGGCGUCUGCUGCCUCCUACCAGCAGCAGGCCUCCCGGGCCACUGCGUCCACCCAUGCAUUUGCUGCCAGUCGGAAGACAGCCUCAGCCUACGAUUAUGGCUACUCCCACGGACUUACAGAUUCCAGUCUGAUGUUAGAAGAUUAUUCAUCCAAGUUAAGCCCCCAAGCAAAGAGAGCCAAGAAGAGCCUUCUCUCUGGGGAGGAGAAGGAAAAUUUGCCAAGUGACUAUAUGGUGCCCAUUUUCUCAGGACGCCAAGUGCAUGUCAGUGGACUUACAGAUACGGAAGAAGAAAGAAUUAAAGAAGCUGCUGCUUAUAUAGCCCAGAGAAAUCUUCUUGCUAGUGAAGAAGGAAUCAUGGCAUCCAAACAGUCUGCAGUAUCCAAACAGUCUGCAGUAUCCAAACAGUCUGCAGUGUCCAAACAGUCCACGGUAUCCAAACAGUCCACUGUAUCCAAACAGUCUGCAGUAUCCAAACAGUCCGCGGUAUCCAAACAAUCUGCAUCCACUCUUCACCAGGAGGAAGCUUUUGAGAAGAAGUCAAGGAAGGUAGCAAUUCGAGAAAAGGCAGAGCACUUGUCGCUGACAAAAACAUUAGAAGAAACUGAGGCAUUUCAUAGAAAGUUGAAUGAAGAUCAUCUUCUCCAUGCUCCUGAAUUUGUCAUUAAACCUCGUUCCCACACUGUUUGGGAGAAAGAAAAUGUAAAAUUACAUUGCUCUGUAUCUGGCUGGCCAGAACCUCGUCUCACCUGGUAUAAAAACCAGGUGCCAAUAAACGUCCAUGCAAACCCUGGAAAAUAUAUUAUUGAGAGUCGAUAUGGAAUGCACACUCUGGAGAUCAAUGCAUGUGAUUUUGAAGACACUGCCCAGUACCGGGCCUCAGCGAUGAACGUUAAAGGGGAGCUUUCAGCAUAUGCUUCAGUCGUGGUAAAGAGAUAUAAGGGAGAGUUUGAUGAAACUCGCUUCCAUGCUGGGGUUUCCACCCUGCCCCUCAGCUUUGCGGUGACCCCUUACGGUUAUGCAUCCAAGUUUGAGAUCCACUUUGAUGACAAGUUUGAUGUGUCUUUUGGAAGAGAGGGCGAGACAAUGAGUCUAGGCUGCCGUGUAGUUAUCACUCCUGAAAUCAAGCAUUUCCAGCCAGAGAUCCAGUGGUACAGAAAUGGAGCACCUGUUUCUCCAUCCAAAUGGGUGCAAACACAUUGGAGCGGAGAUCGAGCCACACUGACAUUUUCUCAUCUCAACAAAGAAGAUGAAGGCCUCUACACAAUCCGCGUACGAAUGGGAGACUAUUAUGAACAAUAUAGCGCCUAUGUCUUUGUCCGAGAUGCUGAUGCAGAGAUUGAAGGAGCUCCAGCCUCUCCCUUGGAUGUUGUGUCCUUGGAUGCCAACAAAGAUUAUAUCAUCAUCUCUUGGAAACAGCCAGCUGUGGAUGGAGGGAGUCCUAUCCUGGGAUAUUUUAUUGAUAAGUGUGAGGUGGGCACAGAUAGCUGGUCUCAAUGCAAUGACACACCUGUAAAGUUUGCUCGUUUUCCAGUCACUGGGUUGAUAGAAGGUCGUUCUUACAUAUUUCGAGUUCGAGCUGUGAAUAAAAAUGGAAUAGGUCUACCAUCUAGAGUUUCUGAGCCUGUGGCUGCUCUGGAUCCAGCUGAGAAAGCACGACUUAAAAGUCGCCCUUCAGCACCGUGGACUGGGCAGAUCAUUGUCACUGAAGAGGAGCCUACAGAAGGUAUUGUUCCUGGGCCACCCACAGACCUCUCUGUCACAGAGGCCACCCGGAGCUAUGUGGUGCUCAGUUGGAAGCCCCCUCGCCAACGUGGCCAUGAGGGCAUUCUGUACUUUGUGGAAAAGUGUGAUGCAGGAACAGAAAACUGGCAGCGGGUGAACACAGAGCUCCCUGUGAAGUCUCCCCGCUUUGCUCUCUUCGACCUUGCUGAAGGGAAAUCCUACCGUUUCCGUGUCCGCUGUUCUAACUCAGCAGGAGUUGGUGAGCCUUCAGAGGCAACCGAAGUGACCGUUGUAGGGGACAAACUUGAUAUCCCCAAGCCCCCAGGCAAAAUCAUCCCAAGCAGAAAUACAGACACAUCAGUGAUAGUUUCAUGGGAGGAAUCCAAAGAUGCUAAGGAGCUGGUCGGGUACUACAUAGAGUCCAGUGUUGUCGGCUCUGGCAAGUGGGAGCCCUGCAAUAACAAUCCUGUGAAAGGCUCACGAUUUACUUGCCAUGGAUUGGCAACUGGUCAGAGUUACAUCUUCCGGGUCAGAGCAGUUAAUGCAGCUGGACUUAGUGAAUAUUCACAGGAUUCAGAAGCAAUAGAAGUAAAAGCUGCUAUUGGGGGAGGAGUGUCUCCAGAUGUGUGGCCUGAACUGAAUGAUACACCUGGUGGACUAACAGACUCCAGGGGAGGCAUGCAUGAAGCCUCCCAGCCAGCCUUUAAGAAAAAUGCUUUGCUUGGUAGCAAACUUAACAAACCUUCACUACCCAGUAGCGCUCACAACCUGGGCCAAACAGAAGUGAGUAAAGUAAGUGAAACAGUUCAGGAAGAGCUUACCCCAUCACCACAGAAGGCAGCCCUUAAGGGGAAAAGUAAGUCUGACCCUCUGAAAAAGAAGAAGGACCUAGCGGCACCAUCUCCACCCUGUGAUAUCACUUGUCUUGAAAGUUUUCGUGACUCGAUGGUUCUUGGAUGGAAGCAACCAGAUAAGACUGGAGGAGCUGAAAUUACUGGCUAUUAUGUAAACUAUCGUGAGGUAAUUGAUGGAGUACCAGGAAGAUGGAGAGAAGCCAACAUCAAAGCUGUCAGUGAUGAGGCAUAUAAGAUUAGCAACUUGAAGGAAAACAUGGUGUAUCAGUUUCAAGUGGCGGCCAUGAACAUCGCUGGGUUGGGAGUACCCUCAGCAGUAAGUGAAUGCUUCAAAUGUGAAGAGUGGACCAUUGCUGUUCCAGGACCCCCACACAAUGUCAAAUAUAGUGAGGUUAGGAAAACCUCCCUGGUUCUGCAGUGGAAGCCUCCUGUCCAUUCUGGAAGGACUCCGGUCACUGGGUACUUUGUGGACUUGAAAGAGGCCAAUGCCAAAGAUGACCAAUGGCGAGGACUCAACAAGGCAGCUAUUAAAAACACGUACCUGAGGGUACAAGGCCUCCAGGAGGGCAUGAGCUACGUGCUCCGUGUCCGAGCCAUAAACCAGGCGGGUGUCGGCAAGCCAUCGGACCUCGCUGGGCCUGUUGUGGCAGAAACUCGUCCAGGAACUAAAGAGGUUGUUGUAAAUGUGGACGAUGAUGGAAUAAUUUCAUUGAACUUUGAAUGUGAUCAGAUGACUCCAAAUUCUCAGUUCAACUGGUCCAAGGAUUAUGUACCCACUGAGGACUCUCCACGAUUAGACAUUGAAAGCAAAGGCAACAAGACAAAAAUGACCUUCAAGGACCUGGGGAUGGAAGACCUGGGCAUUUACUCCUGUGAUGUGACAGACACUGAUGGAAUAGGGUCCAGUUACUUGAUCGAUGAGGAAGAGCUGAAACGUUUACUGGCUCUCAGCCAAGAACACAAGUUCCCAACUGUCCCAGUUAAAUCAGAGUUGGCAGUUGAAAUUUUGGAGAAAGGCCAGGUCCGGUUUUGGAUGCAGGCUGAGAAGCUGUCUGCCAACACCAAAGUCACCUACAUAUUUAAUGACAAGGAAAUUUUUGAAGGGCCGAAAUAUAAGAUGCAUAUUGACCGGAACACUGGUAUAAUUGAAAUGUUCAUGGAAAAGCUACAGGAUGAGGAUGAGGGAACAUAUACUUUCCAGCUUCAAGAUGGAAAAGCAACUGGCCAUUCUACUCUUGUUCUCAUUGGAGAUGUUUAUAAAAAGCUCCAAAAAGAAGCUGAAUUCCAGCGGCAAGAAUGGAUCAGGAAACAAGGUCCUCAUUUUGCUGAGUAUUUGAGCUGGGAAGUGACUGGUGAAUGUAAUGUACUAUUGAAAUGCAAGGUGGCAAAUAUUAAGAAGGAGACCCAUAUUGUGUGGUACAAAGAUGAGAGAGAGAUAUCAGUGGAUGAAAAGCAUGACUUCAAGGAUGGUAUAUGUACCCUGCUUAUAACAGAGUUUUCCAAGAAAGAUGCUGGGAUUUAUGAAGUUAUUCUGAAAGACGACAGAGGAAAAGAUAAGAGCAGACUGAAGCUUGUGGAUGAAGCCUUUAAAGAACUGAUGACCGAAGUAUGUAAAACAAUAGCUUUGUCUGCUACAGACCUGAAAAUCCAGAGCACAGCCGAGGGCAUCCGACUGUACUCUUUUGUUACUUACUACGUGGAUGAUCUAAAAGUUAACUGGUCCCACAAUGGGACUCCUAUUAAGUACACAGACAGAGUUAAGAGUGGGGUCACCGGGGAGCAGAUCUGGCUGCAAAUCAAUGAGCCCACUCCGAAUGACAAAGGGAAAUAUAUAAUGGAACUCUUUGAUGGCAAAACUGGACACCAGAAGAUGGUGGAUCUUUCUGGACAAGCAUACGAUGAAGCCUUUGCUGAAUUCCAGAGAUUAAAACAAGCUGCCAUUGCUGAGAAAAAUCGUGCCCGAGUGUUGGGUGGUCUCCCAGAUGUGGUCACCAUCCAGGAAGGCAAGGCACUUAAUCUCACCUGCAUCGUUUGGGGCGACCCAACUCCAGAGGUUUCUUGGUUGAAGAAUGAGAAGCCCUUGGUCCCAGAUGACCACUGCAGUGUCAAGUUCGAGGCUGGCAAGACUGCCUACUUCACCAUCAAUGGGGUGAGCACGGCCGACUCUGGCAAAUACGGGCUAGUUGUGAAGAACAAAUACGGCUCAGAGAUCAGCGACUUCACUAUCAGUGUGUUCAUCCCAGAGGAGGAGGCAAGAAAGGCCACUGAGCAGUCCCAGAAAGGCAACAAGAAGUCCAAGUGACCAGAGACCACCCAGAGGGUGUGCAAGGGCAAGGGCAGCUGGGCUGAGCUGCCUUAUGUUACUUGUGUGCAAAUGGUUUGGGCUUAUGUAUAAGGAAGUCUUCAUGCUUUCUACUCCCUAUUUUUGUGCUGGCUCCGGGGAAAAUUGUGAAAUCUUUUAUUCAUAUAAAAAACCAUCAACUAACAACAUUUUAAUAGUUUUUCUUUAUCUACAAAUUCCGUGUUAAGAAAAUACCAUUUGUAGCACAAAUAUUAGGAAACGGUUUUAAGGAAAAGACCAGAAUAAAGUCAGAGGGACGUUGAAUGAUGGUCAGAGAGCAGAUGUAUGUGUUGUGAACCAGUGUUUGGACUCGGCUAGACUUUUCCCAGUAAAUUCUCAUGGGUUGCAAUCACACUUCAGCAUCCUGUCAAGAUGGGGACAAAUUGUUAAGCCACCUGGUAUGUUUUGUGUGUUGUUAAUGAUAGUGACGUGCACUUCUGUUGACGGUCUUGUGAUUUGGAGCCUCCUCAGUAUUAAUAAACAGUCCUCACACCUCUC